UACCCACUAGUAAUCUACAGCCUCUCUCUGUCUCUCUCUCUUAAUUGUUCCUUCAAAAUCUCAAACCCUUAAGUCUCUCCCUCUCCGUCUCUCCAUCUCCAUCUCCAUCUCAAUAUUUUCUGUUCGUGUUUGUGAAACUACAUGUAUAUAUAUGGUAGUUGAAAAUUGAAGGAUUUUAGCAGGUGAAGUAAUGAAAGCUCCAAACAUGGCUACGAUCACUGCAUCUUUAGAGAGGUCUCUUCAAAACUGUUCUCUAAAUCAUCAUCAUCAUCGUCAUCAUCAACAGCAGCGGCAGCGGCAGCGGCAGAGUAGGGGAGUUUUAGGGGAAAGAGGAGAGAGGUCGUCGAGCUCAGAUGAUGUAGAAGCAGAAGCAGAUGCAGAAGCACCACAACUGCCUGAGCAAAAUCAUCUUCUUCCUAACUCUGACACCACCUUGGAGCUCAACUCUCAUCUCUCUCUCCCUUACCAUUGGGAACAAUGCCUCGAUUUAAAGACAGGGGAGAUUUACUACAUAAACUGGAGGAAUGGAAUGAAAGCCAAAGAAGAUCCAAGGCUAACACAAGAAUACAGUGGUGAUUUCUACUCAGAAGAUGACAGUUCAUAUGACAGUGAGGAGUCAUCUUCAGAAUCAUCUCCUCCAUCUUCCUCAAGAGAGCAUUAUAGGGUGCAGAAAGAAGACCAUGUCCUGGUUGUCGCCGGUUGCAAAAGCUGUCUCAUGUACUUCAUGGUCCCAAAACAGGUUGAAGAUUGCCCCAAAUGUAAUGGCCAACUUCUCCAUUUUGAUAGAUCUGAAAAUGGCUCUCCAUGAAUCGGUUUGCCCUUAAAUUAAUUUCUAUGGUUCUAGUUUUCAAUUCAAACAAACUACUUUGUGCUUAAUUUUGAAUUAUUUAUUUUCU
Manihot esculenta (cassava) is the source of this 896-nucleotide messenger RNA. RefSeq lists its product as uncharacterized. Bases 191 to 808 code for a protein of 205 amino acids. The transcript has 2 exons. Gene Ontology annotation, molecular function: protein binding. NCBI's taxonomy places the organism in Eukaryota, Viridiplantae, Streptophyta, Magnoliopsida, Malpighiales, Euphorbiaceae. The record is from RefSeq and is a predicted model, not a curated record.